Messenger RNA from Hippocampus comes (tiger tail seahorse), 2440 nucleotides. It is a transcript of the gene camk1ga, whose product is annotated as calcium/calmodulin-dependent protein kinase IGa. Gene Ontology annotation, molecular function: protein kinase activity; ATP binding. Bases 84 to 1403 code for a protein of 439 amino acids. Gene Ontology annotation, biological process: protein phosphorylation. The record is from RefSeq and is a predicted model, not a curated record. Lineage: Eukaryota; Metazoa; Chordata; Actinopteri; Syngnathiformes; Syngnathidae. The transcript has 13 exons.
AGCGUCAGGUACCGGUCAAAGAUACCUCAGCGCUCCUAUCUCUCACCGCUCCUCAAGGAGUCUACGGCAACGUCAGAGCCAAGAUGGGGCGGAAGGAGAUUGUCUGUAGUUGGAAGAAACCCAUAAAUAACAUCAAGGAUGUGUUUGACUUCAAGGGGAAGAUGGGAUCGGGGUCUUUUUCUGAAGUUUUCAUGGUGAGAGAGAAGAAAACUGGGAAAUUGUUCGCUCUGAAGUGUCUGAAAAAAAAGCACCUCACCCACAGCAACCUGGAAAAUGAAAUCAAUGUUUUGAAGAGGAUAAAGCACGACAAUGUAAUAGGACUGGAGGAUUUUUACGAGAGUCGAACACACUACUACCUGGUCAUGCAACUGGUGUCAGGUGGGGAGCUAUUUGAUCGGAUUUUAGAUAGAGGUGUUUUUACGGAGAAGGAUGCGAGCCUGGUGAUCAAACAGGUGCUGGAGGCUGUUGACUACCUGCAUGAAAACAGUAUUGUGCACAGGGACCUGAAGCCUGAAAACCUGCUGUACUACAGUGCGGAUGAAAAUGCUAAAAUCAUGGUUAGCGAUUUUGGCCUUUCAAAAACAUUGGAGCAUGGGGUGAUGUCCACAGCAUGUGGUACACCCGGAUACGUCGCUCCAGAGGUUUUGGCCCAAAAACCCUACAGUAAAGCUGUUGACUGUUGGUCCAUUGGAGUUAUUACCUACAUCUUGCUGUGUGGAUACCCUCCGUUCUUUGAGGAGAACGAGACACGUCUGUUUUCAAAGAUCAUGAGAGCUGAAUAUGCCUUUCACUCUCCCUUUUGGGAUGAGAUCUCUGAGUCAGCAAAAGACUUCAUUAGGAAUAUGAUGGAGAAAAAUCCCAUGAAACGAUUCACCACUGAACAGGCCCUGCGACAUCCAUGGAUUUCUGGAAACACAGCUAAAGACCUGGAUAUUUAUCAUUCGGUAUGUGAGCAGAUGGAACGGAACUUUGCCAAAGCUAAAUGGAAGCAAGCCUUCCAUGCAAGUACCGCCAUCUACCACAUGAAGAAGCUGCAGGUGUCCCACAGGGAGCACUGCUCAGUCACUCCUCUCUCACUGCCCCACAUCAUUGUCCAGACCUCUUCUCAGACUGACUUAGAAUCUCUCGGUACCUCCAAUGACGAAGCUCUCUGCAUGGACCCAAAUGGAAAUCCUCUCCACGCCUCCAGUCACCUCGCUUGCAUUGCUUCUGAGCCCAGUAGGGGUCUCUGUCCUCCAAUAAGAGGCCAUCAUAGGGAACCCAACUACCUGCUUGCGGAACCAACAGAGAUCCACUCAAUGGGCUCAGAGAAUGACACUUCUUUCAUGUCAUCCAAAAGCCUGGAGGCUGUGGCUGAGAGAAAGGACCCGCCACUUCAGUCUGGCAUUUGUUCUGUCAUGUGAUUGGCUGAUAAACAUGAGACGAUUCUCACGUGACAACACCAAGCGGCAUUGUUCUUGGCUUGAAGAUGUCAGCGCAUUGACUGCCCUACACUUCGGCCCUCAGAGCUGAGGAAAAUAUUUUCUCAUGACUCACACAAUCAGUUUAACUGGAAACAGUCUUGUACUUUUCUCUCUUCUUUCCCUCCUUUUAACUAAGAUCAGAAUAUAUUCAAAAGUUUGUUUGAAGUUGAUUAACUUUAUCUGUCUGGAUUUAAUGUUAUCUGGAAAUUUGACAUCAGUUGAUGAAAAAAUACAACUUGAACAUCGAAGGGCCCAAUUUUGUGUCGGUCAUGGAUAAUAACUUAUAAAUCACUAGUUUUUGCGGUUGGAAAUACGUAUACAAGCGGACUGCCGCAUACCCGCGUUUCAGCAUCCAUGGAUUUCCAUUAUUGCAUCUAUUUUUUCAGUAUGUAUCGUUUUUGUCCCCAACACUCCAUUUCCCUUGCUUUUUUCAAAGAAAAUGCAUAUUUUAAAUUACCUUUUUUUAAAAUAUUUGGUUUCAUUCUUUUUUUUCCCCUUCAAUGCAUUUCAAUAAGCAUCAAUUGUACGCAGCUUUUCCCUAUUUACAAAUAAUGGGGGUCCACUCAAUGAAUUUAUCAAGUGCCACAAAUUGGUAUAAACGCUCUGUAAAGAAUUAAAAAUGGAGUGAAAUGCAUUUUCCCCCCCUCAAUAAAAAAUAAAACUAUUCCAUGUUUCUUCAUGUGAUGAUACUUAUGCUGUACCAUGUCAAUCUUUGUACACACAAUGAAGCAUAAGUAAAGCUUUUAUUAAAUAUGAUGGGUUCUGCACAAAUAAAACAUACAAUAAAUAAUAGUAUACUACAAGGGUGUCCAAAAUAAUUUGACAUCAUUUGUUAUAUGAAUCUAGUAGCUACACCCCGCUUUAACAAAAUUAAAUGGGCUUUAUGUUAUUAAAAAAAAUUGUAGCCAGCCAAAUUCAGAUAUUUUCAAACGGAUAUGGAUUUUGUAACUGAUUGCACUAAGCUUUUCAAAUGCACA